AGGGCGGACAGCCACGCCUCUGCGGAGCGCGACCGGAAGUGCUCACGUCUUCACCUUCCCCGCCACGCAUCCGUUCUUUCAGGCCCUGCGUGCAGCAGGAAGGAGGACUCUUUUGCCGCGGACUGAAGCCGGAAGCCGCCUUCCUAGUGGAGACGCGAGUGGGGGAGGAGCAGUCCGAGGGGAACGUGGGUUGAACGUUGCAACUAGGGUGGAGAUCAAGCUGGAACCAGAGUUCCGAUCGACCCGGUACCAAGAAGGGGAGUGCCCGCGGCAGGGUUCAUUGAAAAAAUCGUUAGUGAUAUUGACAUGUCUCAAGUGACAUAAAUUAGCCAAUGACUCGGAAUGAUGGAUUCUCCGAAGAUUGGAAAUGGUUUGCCAGUGAUUGGACCAGGGACUGAUAUAGGGAUAUCUUCACUCCACAUGGUGGGGUAUUUGGGAAAAAAUUAUGAUUCAGCUAAAGUUCCAUCAGAUGGGUAUUGCCCUGCUUGUAGAGAGAAGGGAAAGUUAAAAGCCUUAAAGACUUACCGAAUUAGUUUUCAAGAAUCUAUCUUUUUGUGUGAGGAUCUGCAGUGCAUCUAUCCUUUGGGCUCUAAAUCACUUAAUAACCUAAUUUCUCCUGAUUCAGAAGAAUGUCACACUCCACAUAAGCCUCAGAAAAGGAAAAGUUUGGAAAGCAGCUAUAAAGAUUCAUUUCUUUUAGCAAAUUCCAAAAAGACUAGAAAUCAUAUUGUUAUUGAUGGUGAACAAAUUUUGAACAGCAAGCAUAAUGGAGAAGUAUGUGAUGAAAGCUCAUCAAACUUACCUGAUAGUAGUGGUCAACAGAAUCCAAUUAGGACAGCUGAUUCUUUGGAGCGAAAUGAGAUUUUGGAAGCUGAUACUGUUGACAUGGCUACUACAAAAGAUCCUGCUACAGUUGAUGUCUCUGGAACUGACGGACCUUCCCCUCAAAAUGAAGGAUGUACAUCUAAACCGGAAAUGCCAUUGGAGAGCAAAUGUACAUCAUUUCCCCAGACUUUAUGUGUCCAGUGGAAAAAUGCUCAUGCUCUCUGUUGGUUAGACUGUAUCCUGUCAGCUUUGGUGCACUUGGAAGAGUUAAAGAACACCGUGACUGGACUGUGCUCAAAGGAGGAAUCUAUAUUCUGGCGGUUGUUUACAAAAUAUAAUCAAGCAAAUACACUUCUGUAUACCAAUCAGUUGAGUGGCGUUAAAGAUGGAGAUUGUAAAAAACUUACCUCAGAAAUAUUUGCAGAGAUAGAGACCUGUCUGAAUGAAGUUAGAGAUGAAAUUUUUAUUAGCCUUCAACCCCAGCUUAGAUGCACAUUAGGUGAUAUGGAAAGCCCCGUGUUUGCAUUUCCCCUGCUCUUAAAACUAGAACCCCACAUUGAGAAGCUCUUCCUAUAUUCUUUUUCUUGGGACUUUGAAUGUUCGCAGUGUGGACACCAGUAUCAGAAAAGGCAUAUGAAGAGUCUGGUCACCUUUACAAAUGUCAUCCCUGAGUGGCACCCACUUAAUGCUGCCCAUUUUGGUCCAUGUAACAAUUGCAACAGUAAAUCACAAAUAAGGAAAAUGGUAUUGGAAAAAGUAUCUCCCAUAUUCAUGUUGCACUUUGUAGAAGGCUUACCACAGAAUGACUUGCAGCACUACACAUUUCAUUUUGAAGGCUGUCCUUAUCAAAUAACUUCUGUAAUUCAGUAUCGAGCAAAUAAUCAUUUUAUAACAUGGAUUUUAGAUGCUGAUGGAAGUUGGCUGGAAUGUGAUGACUUAAAAGGCCCAUGUUCUGAAAGGCACAAGAAAUUUGAAGUUCCUGCUUCAGAGAUACAUAUUGUUAUCUGGGAAAGAAAAACAUCCCAAGUGACAGAUAAAGAAGCUGCCUGCCUUCCACUUAAAAAGACUAAUGACCAACACGCUCUCGGUAAUGAGAAACCAGUAUCUUCAACAUCGUGUUCUGUGGGUGAUGCUGCCUCAGCUGAAACAGCCCCCGUAACUCUCCCUAAAGAUACAUCAGUUGCCCCUCAUACUUUUUCACAGAACACAGCUGUAACUCAUGGAGAUCGUUUACUUUCAGGUCCAAAAGGUUUGGUUGACAAUAAUAUUUUACCUUUGACACUUGAAGAAACUAUCCAGAAAACAACCUCAGUUUCACAGUUAAAUUCUGAAGCUUUCCUGUUAGAAAGUAAACCUGUAACAGAAAAUACAGGGAUUCUCAAAACAAAUACUUUGCAAUCACAAGAAUCACUAAUGGCUUCUUCAGUAUCAGCUCCAUGUCAUGAAAAGCUUAUCCCAGACCAAUUUGUGGACAUAAGUUUUCCAUCCCAAGUUGUAAAUACAAACAUGCAGUCAGUACAGCUGAAUACAAAAGAUACUGUAAAUACCAAAUCUGUGAAUAAUACUGAUGCUGCUGGUCUUAUACAGGGAGUGAAGUCAGUAGAAAUUGAGAAGGACGCUCAGUUACAACAAUUCCUGACACCAAAAACUGAACAAUUAAAACCAGAACAUGUCAUAUCUCAGGUAUCUAAUUUGAAGAAAAAAGAAACGAUAGCAGAUUCUCAAACCACAACAUCUAAGUCAUUACAGAAUCAGUCUCUGAAAGAAAAUCAGAAGAAGCCAUUUGUGGGAAGUUGGGUUAAAGGCUUAAUAAGCAGGGGUGCUUCUUUUAUGCCACUCUGUGUUUCAGCUCAUAAUAGAAACACUAUAACUGAUUUACAACCUUCAGUUAAAGGGGUAAAUAAUUUUGGUGGCUUUAAAACUAAAGGUAUAAACCAGAAGGCCCGCCACGUAUCCAAGAAAGCGCAUGGGAGUGCAAGUAAGCCGCCUCCCAUCAGUAAGCCACCACCAGGCCCUCCAUCGUCUAAUGGCACAGCUGCCCACCCACAUGCUCAUGCUGCUUCAGAAGUUUUGGAAAAGUCUGGAAGCACCUCGUGUGGAGCUCAACUCAACCACAGUUCUCAAGGAAAUGGUCUUUCUCCAGCAAACCAUGAAGAUUUGGUGGAAGGUCAGAUUCAUAAACUCCGUCUAAAACUUCGUAAAAAGCUAAAGGCAGAAAAGAAGAAAUUAGCUGCUCUUAUGUCUUCCCCGCAAAGCAAAACAGUUCCAAGUGAAAAUCUAGAACAGGUGCCCCAGGGUGGGUCUCCAAAUGAUUGUGAAUCAAUAGAGGACUUGUUAAAUGAGCUACCAUAUCCAGUUGAUACUGCCAGUGAGUCUGCAUGCACCACUGUUGCUGGUGUUUCCCUGUACGGUAGUCAAACUCAUGAAGAAAUUUUAGCAGAAUUAUUGUCUCCUACAACUGUUCCAACAGAGCUGUCAGAAAAUGGGGAAGGUGACUUUAGGUAUUUGGGAAUGGGAGAUGGUCAUAUCCCACCACCAGUACCAAGUGAAUUAAAUGAUGUUUCCCAGAACACACAUCUGAGACAGGACCAUAAUUAUUGUAGCCCCACCAAGAAAAAUCUAUGUGAAGUUCAGCCAGACUCUCUGACAAAUAAUGCCUGCGUUAGAACAUUAAACUUGGAGAGUCCCAUGAAGACUGAUAUUUUCGAUGAGUUUUUUUCCUCCUCAGCAUUAAAUCCUUUAGCAAAUGACACAUUAGACCUACCUCAUUUUGAUGAAUAUCUGUUUGAGAAUUAUUGAAUUAAUGCUUGUUAACUUUUUUUCAUAUAAUAUUUAUUCUUAGAAGAACUUACUGUGUUCAGGUAGUGUUUAUACACUGGACUUGUGUAAUUACUUGUGUAAUAAUGAUGAACAAAAUGCAAGGUUUGACCUUUGGUUCUGCCCAUGAAGCAUGUAAUCUGUCUUACAAAUUAAAAUCAUUUAAUAUGUU
Rhinopithecus roxellana (golden snub-nosed monkey) is the source of this 3814-nucleotide messenger RNA. It is a transcript of the gene USPL1, whose product is annotated as ubiquitin specific peptidase like 1. Gene Ontology annotation, biological process: Cajal body organization; protein desumoylation. Gene Ontology annotation, cellular component: Cajal body. The record is from RefSeq and is a predicted model, not a curated record. Gene Ontology annotation, molecular function: SUMO binding. Lineage: Eukaryota; Metazoa; Chordata; Mammalia; Primates; Cercopithecidae. The transcript has 9 exons. The coding region runs from base 343 to 3624 and encodes 1093 amino acids.